AUGACGGACGAGCAGAAGGUCUUCAUCCCGCCCAAGCGGAUCAAUACCGACUAUCCAGUUAUCGACACCGACCCCCACUGGAGGCGGGCUUUCAGAUAUGCACGACCAGACGACUGGGCAUACGGAGCCGGCAUGGCUGCUGUAGGACCGGCGUUCAUGCUCACGACCGAACGAUACGCGCCAUCAUUCUCCGGCAAAGGUGCUUUUGGCCCUGUUUUCAGACUCAGUUGCGCCAUUGGGUUAAUAGCAGGAGCCGCCUUGGUAUACCAGAGGAGCUGCCUGAGGUUCUACGGAUGGACGGAGAACGACCGAGAAGUCAAGAUGGAUAUGAGGGAGAUGGUGGAUAAAGUGAAAAAGGGAGAGCCUUUAUACGGACACACCGAACUCACGCCCUACAUGCAGGGUGUUGCUGCGCGGAACAGCAGAUACAGUGCCCUGAUGGCUAACAUUGUGCCAUGGGCCAACUUUGCCAACCACAACCAGCAUGGCGUCGAUACCGCCAAAUACUAUCAACAGGCAGAACGAGAACUGGAAGCCGAGAAAUUAACAGGUGGUCGAUGA
Molecule: messenger RNA, 561 nt
Organism: Capronia coronata CBS 617.96
Lineage: Eukaryota; Fungi; Ascomycota; Eurotiomycetes; Chaetothyriales; Herpotrichiellaceae
Product: NADH dehydrogenase
Exons: 5
Coding region: 1-561 (186 amino acids)
Source: RefSeq, a predicted model, not a curated record